UAUGAUGAAUAAAAGAGCUUAUACUAUUAAAUCUAAUUGUAUUUUGUUGCAUGAGAGUACACGUGUAUGUGAUGUACAUUACCUUUAUAUCCCCUUGAACGCUUCAAUAUUGCGCAUAUAUACUAUAUUUUGUACAGCUUCUAUAAAAUUUUGUAUGUUUGUUUUGGCUGUUAAUCUAGAGGCUGGAGUACAAAGAAGUGGCACAAUGAUGUGGGCUGAUGACAUUUAUAAUUAUCAAGGAAUCACCCCUACAUUCGCUCAGAAUUUUAAUGAAACUGUCCCUUGGGAAGGAAGAACUGAUACCUUGAUAUCACGGUUUGUACAUCCUAUAUAUACAACAAAUUUUAGAACAUUAUAUAACGAAGAACCAGAUCAUCGUGGCCAUGUGAUGUGAAUAAAAGGACUUGAAUUUGAUGAUAUUUUUAUAAUGUUAGAUAACAUAACUAAGUAUCUUCACAGUAAGAUAGGAUGACAUGGUUUACAUGAUCUUAAUGUUGUUCACUUGAGUGAUGAUAUUAUAAGGAAAAGUGUAAUAUCACAGGUAGGAUGAUUCAUAAUUUAGAACUACUAACUCAUGUAUGUAUUAAAAAUUAAAGAAAUAUAUUAAAUUU
Messenger RNA from Bombus huntii, 611 nucleotides. RefSeq lists its product as uncharacterized. The record is from RefSeq and is a predicted model, not a curated record. Bases 2 to 394 code for a protein of 130 amino acids. The transcript is spliced from 2 exons. Lineage: Eukaryota; Metazoa; Arthropoda; Insecta; Hymenoptera; Apidae.